This is a messenger RNA of Triplophysa rosa, 3110 nucleotides long. RefSeq lists its product as uncharacterized. The coding region runs from base 40 to 396 and encodes 118 amino acids. The record is from RefSeq and is a predicted model, not a curated record. NCBI's taxonomy places the organism in Eukaryota, Metazoa, Chordata, Actinopteri, Cypriniformes, Nemacheilidae. The transcript is spliced from 8 exons.
GGACAGAAUAUAACGGCAUCAAGGAACCAGAAUUCGAAGAUGCUGCGUAUACUCUUAUUGUUUUUGAUUCUUCGCUGUGCCGCUGCAACGUCAGAAGACACAGAAGGAACUACUUCUGGAGAUUUUGGGGAUGAGGAGGCCGAUGAUGUGGAAGAAAUGACACAAGAUAAGACAAGAAGCCUGCCUGGUGACAAUACCACAUUAGAUAAGUCUCAAGGAGCAGGAGACGAAACUGUCGCAGAUUGGACAAUGGUCAUCGUCAUAGCUGCUGCAAGCGUUGUAGCGUUGGCCGUAGUUGCAGUUGGAGGUAUUAUUCUCUUCAGGCGCUAUUUGCGGAGUCGGGAACAGGGGGUUUACUCCAUGCCAGCGGAGCAAGGACAGAAAGCUGCUGUUUAACCAUCAGUGCCUGUUUAUUUCCUCUCCACACUGGAUCUUUCAGGGACAUGCGGCAAGCACGUGUUUUCUCAUUUAAAAAUAUGUAGCAGAGUCUAUAAAGCCAGCAAUGGAUCACUGUAUGUUGCCAACAUGAACUUUCUAUCAAUUCUUUAAAUCCUCAAAUAUACGAUGUACAGUUUUGUGUACGCGGACUCUGUUACGCAACUCGUUGGACCCGGGUUUCUCCUACCAGACGUACUUUGUAUUUUUCUUUAAUUGGAUGAAGUGCAAGACAUUGUAAAUGCUUCCUUAAAGGUGAAGUGUGUUCUUUUUUCAAUGUUUAAAAACUACUUUCCCCUUAAAGUGUGCAUUCAACAAGUAGGCCAUUCACAGGUUCAUUUAGAGUCAAAACAGUGCUGCGUUUGUUUGAGCAGCCCGACACAGCGUCAUCCGUCUGUCGACCAAUGGCAGACGAGGAGGUGUGUUCGAGAAACAUUUGCAACUCCAUCAUCAGAAAUACACACUGCAGUUUUGAGCAAACACUCUCCUUCUUUUCCCCUAAAGUACUCUGGGAUUACGUGUCCUUGUGCAUUUAAGGUGACACAUUCAAAGCGUUAAAAGGUAAAGCUGGUCUGUGUCUCUGCGUGCCUUGUCAAAGGAGAGAAAGAGCCCAUGGAGUAGGAAAACGCUCCCGAACAGCCACUUGUGAAGCGCUGAAUUAAUCGACCGCUUUGAAUAAUGAUGUUGUUUUCUUUUUUCCUCCUUUACCGAGCGUCCAACCCUCUACAGUACUGCAGAUUGUAAAUAGCUCUGGGAUGCUGGGUAGCAGAUUAAUGUUUUAUAUAUACUGCUGGCUUUAAUACGGAUGGAGAGGAUCCAAUGGGCGGGUGGAUCGGGGGAGAUACAGACAGACCCAGGACACCCAUGUGUCAUUUAGGCCACAAAUGGAAAGAAAUAUCUAAAGACACUAUAGCAGACUAUUUACUGUACUUAUCCCGCUCUUUCUUCCCCUCCGUGAUGUUGUUUUCUUUCCCGUUAUAGACUAAAAUGGAAAUCAAUCGACGCCUCGGCUCUUUAUCUUGAAUAUACACAAGCACUUUUAACGUCGUCUUUUUGACUAUUGCCUUUCCUUACCGUGCCUUGCGAGGGAUACUUAACUGUUAUACCUCGGGGCUACUCUUUGAAAACCUGACAUGACCAUAGGCCAGGGAAUAAAAUGACCACCAUGAUACCCAGUUUUCAUGGGGUUUUAAAAUAUGCCCUAAUCACAGCCGUGUUUUACACCAGCCUCGUGUUUUUAACACCCCAUUUAUCAAAACUGUGAGUUGGUCAGCUCAAAGACUUUCUUUUAAAAGUUUAAACGUAAUUAACAUACGAAUGCGAAUUUAAUUGUGGUUUAUAAAUUGACUGUUAUCACAACUCUUUGUCACGUGUCACUAUAGGCAACACUUAGACAGUAUUUGCGUACCCUAAUACAUUUCUACAGAAAUAUUAAUAAAGAAAUAUGACUCUAUAAAUUACAGAACUGUAUGUGAAUUAAUCUGAUUUAUAAUUAAAAAUAUAUAUUACAAAAAUGAAGUUUGAAGUGAUUCCCCAGGUUGCUGAUAGUCUCAUAUUGCGAGCUGAUUUGGGGCCAAAACGUAUCUUUGACUGUUUUUCCACCUUUCCAGCAGCUGAAUUUGCGGUUUCUUAAUCAAGCGUCGUGUGCUUGCUGGUUUCUUAUUUAAAUCUAAUCUUGUUUGCAUCAGACAGCUUGAGCUUGUUACUUUGAUGCGUGUGGGUGUAUAUAAAAGCGUUAGUGUGUAAUAUUAAUCGAGAUUUGCAAUAUACUGUAACUGUUCUGGCACGUCGUUUGCAAAGUGUCCACAGACGACAGCAUUUCAGAUAACUGGAAUAUAUAUAUAAACUUUGAGUCCGAUAUAUAAACUUCUUUGAGUCCAUUUGAAAGCCAGAUUCACAUCGUUUUUACCUUCCCUUCAUUUUUUUAUAUUAAAGAGUUUUGUAUAUUAAACAACGUUAAGCUUGAUUCAUUUCUGAGAUUAAUUUCUUUUGGAAUAAAAAAAAUGUGUAAGCCUAAUUUUAAAAAUAUGUGUUUAAUAUUUUCCAUUAAAGAUCAUUUAAGAAAUAAAUCGGCAGUGUAAUAUAAUCUUGAAACUCAUCAAGUUGCUUACUGUUUCUCUCAAUAGUUCUUGCAAUCUGUGAAACCGCUGAUCUUUAAAUGAGUAUCGAGGGAAAACAGUGAUGGCCAGAGAGAUUUAGAUGUAGACAGUAUGUUCCUUGUGAAGGUUGUUUCCACAAGUCUUUAAAGGGGAAAUCAUCAGACAAUCUAUUGUAUUUCUUAACAAUGGAAGCUGUUUUCUUUUGUGUUAUAAAAGGUAUUCCAUCAGCAAGCAGGUAUAAUGUAUGUAAAGUUGUUUUAUGACAAGUUGGAGGUUGUAUGUAUGACUUAAAAUAAAUGUUUUAAUACACAUAUAUGCAUAUACAUAUUAGAACAUGUACACCUUUGUAGCACUAGAAGUUAUAAUGUGGAGAAAGCACCACCUUCGACCAGCUGUUUGAUAAUGUUUUGAGAGAAUAGAACUUAAAGUAGAAACUACAAUUUGUACACCUGGGUUUGUUUUAAUUGUCAACUAAUGAACCUUCGUGUGAUUUCUAUUGAAGUUUAACAAUGGAAGCCUGUUGCUGUAAAUAUUUUGUAAGAUCUGCUUUCAAAUAAAUAUGUGUUAUUGUUCUCA